Molecule: messenger RNA, 4896 nt
Organism: Scophthalmus maximus (turbot)
Lineage: Eukaryota; Metazoa; Chordata; Actinopteri; Pleuronectiformes; Scophthalmidae
Gene: apbb1
Product: amyloid beta (A4) precursor protein-binding, family B, member 1 (Fe65)
Exons: 15
Coding region: 288-2348 (686 amino acids)
Biological process (GO): regulation of DNA-templated transcription
Cellular component (GO): nucleus; cytoplasm
Molecular function (GO): transcription factor binding; amyloid-beta binding
Source: RefSeq, a predicted model, not a curated record
CUCCAGCUGUAAACAAGUGGAUUGCGUUGUGUUCAUUAUUUCACCAAGUUGGCCUCCUGCUCUCUGCCUGAGUGGCAGCGGCGGGCUCCGGCCGUGACGUCGAUGCGUGACGUCGAUGCGUGACGCAGGCUCGCCCUCCAUCACCAGCCGAGCCCACUGACAGAACACACCACCUACAGACGAGCACAGCCCUCACGGUUCAUGGAAAUAUGUAGUUAGCUCGCACAGUCGCGCACAUUUCGACAACGGCGGUUUUGCGGAGCUGAGCGGUUUCAUGGAAAGCUACCAUGGGUGGCCAUGACGAUGAAGAUAUGCCAUAUGCCGUGAAUAAACAAAAGCAAGACGAUGAGCUAAAGAACAAGCUGAACGACAGCAGCCACUGGUGCGAGCCGGAGUCCACCGGCAAUAAUGCCAAAUGGGUGAAGGAAGGCCGGAACCAGCUGCGGAAAGUAGCCGAGAACCACCAGGACCAGGACCACAACUGCAAUAUAAGCCAGAAUGGUAACAAGGAAGAUUUCCCUCAUCAGAACACCACUCAGGAAGAACAACAUGGAAAUGAGGAGCAGACAAAGUCCCCAAAAGUAACCAUGACACCUGGUCUCAGUCAGGAGGAGUCCAAGAACAUCCUUAAUGAGCCGCUCCUCAUCGACACUCUGGAGUCCACCGAAGAGAAGGAGAGAGGAGAGGAUGGCAAAGAGAAGGGCAACAAGUUGGAGGAAGACGAGGAGACAUCAGGCGACACCAGAGGAGAGAAAGUGGCAGAAGAACAGAGUAACGUGGAGUCUCAGAGAGAGGGCGGUGUUGUGGGAAGAAAUGCCUGCCUCCUCUUCUCCAACAUGAACGGGACACCAAGUGACGAAGAGUCCAGCUGGCCUGCGCUGUCUCAGGAUAACACGGCUGACAGCUCUCCGAAUGGCAACCGAGAGUCCUUUUGGGAUUCCAGUGCCUUUGAGACGGACACAGAUCUACCUUCAGGUUGGAUGAGAGUGCGAGAUACAUCAGGCACAUACUACUGGCACAUCCCUACAGGCACCACCCAGUGGGAGCCUCCAUCCCCCCUGGGUAAAGUUGGUGACUCCAUGAUGUCGUCCACUAUGUCGCUGGAGACCACUCCGUGUGAGGAGCCGGAGGAGUCCUGGGCUCAACUUUCCAGCACAGACGAAGGAGCUGGUGAAGGAGAAUUGUGGAGGGAGGAGGGAGAAGUUGCAUCUGAUCAAAGUCUGAAGGAGUUUGAAGGGGCAACUCUACGCUAUGCAUCCAUCAAUCUCAACUACAAUUGCUCCCAGUCUGAGGAAGAUGAGAAGAUCGCUCCACUCUCCACAGAUAUAGAAACUAAGUGUUUCGCGGUGCGUUCACUGGGCUGGGUAGAGAUGUCUGAGGAGGACAUGGCACCUGGCAAGAGUAGUGUUGCUGUCAACAACUGCAUCAGGCAGCUCUCCUACCACAAACACAACCUUCAUGACACGGCCGGUAUCUGGGGAGAGGGUAAGGACAUGUUGAUGGUCCUGGAGAAUGACACCAUGAACUUGAUCGACCCACUGGGCCAGACUCUGCUUCACGCUCAGUCGAUCGGCAGCAUCCGUGUUUGGGGUGUAGGCAGAGACAAUGGCAGGGAAAGGGAUUUUGCUUAUGUGGCUCGGGACAACUUGACCCAAGUCCUGAAGUGUCAUGUUUUUCGCUGUGACUCACCUGCCAAGAACAUUGCCACCAGCUUACAUGAGAUGUGUUCAAAGAUAAUGCUGGAGAGAAGGGCAACCAGGCCUGGUGUGAGCAGACUCAACUCUGACCCAGAUAAACCUGUGGUCAUCCCUAUCGAAGAGUUUCCUGCUCCAAAAAAUGAACUCUUCCAGCGCUUCAAUGUUUAUUACCUUGGUUGUGAGACUGUGGCCAAGCCAGUUGGUAUGGAUAUAGUCAACGAUGUGCUAGAGGCAGCAGCGAAUGGAAAAGAUAAAAAUGAUUGGAUUCCUGUCUCCGUGAAUGUUGCACCAGCCACCCUCACUAUACUUUCUCGACAGAAUGAGGAAGUGCUAUCAGAGUGCCGGGUGCGUUUCCUGUCUUUCAUGGGAGUUGGGAAGGAUGUCCACACCUUCGCUUUCAUCAUGGCAGAGGGUCCGCAAGAUUUUACCUGUCACAUGUUUUGGUGCGAGCCCAACGCCGCCAGUCUGAGCGAGGCUGUACAGGCUGCCUGCAUGCUUCGCUACCAGAAAUGUUUGGACGCACGUCCGCCCGGCCUUGCCUCCUGCCUGCCCACUCCUCCUGCCGACUCUGUGGCUCGACGUGUCAAGAAAGGGGUGCAGAGUCUGCUGGGCAGCUUUAAGAGCUACAGGUCAGGCUCUCAAUCCCCUUGAGUCGGAGCGAAGAUGAUGCAAGGUCCAUUACACACAGGGUCCAUCACCUCAGCCCCCUCUCACUCUAGCAUCUCCGUCUUCUGUCAUCCAUUCGCUUUAAGGCCGUUUCACUCGUCUAGUCAGUAGUCUAGUAUGUGAAGUAGUUUCUGGGGGGAAAAUGUGUGACGGAAAAAGAAUGCAUUUAUUUCUCUUCUUGGCUUUUAGUUUAUACAAUGAUCUUAAACACUCAUCUCCAAAUAGAUGAAUCCCCGGUAUCAUUUCCUUUCUUUUCUGGGAUUCUUUCUGUGAGUUUUAACUAUUUUUGUGUUUUAACAGAAACAACGCUAUGAAUGUUGGAUAUGGAUGUAAUAUAUUUUACAUCAGCUAGAAUUUGCUUGUAAAAGAGGUUGCUAGAUUCUCUCACAGAAUUUGUUCCCGUCACCUCCUCAGUGCAAUUAUGAUCUCUUACACUCCUCAUUUUUCUACUGUCUAAAGAAGGCACUGUAAUGCAGUCGCUGUCAGAUGGUGUAGAGUUUUUCCCAUACUGGUUUUCUGAAACAACACUGCACCUUAGGCCGUGAUAAAAGCGCUGCAGGCGUCUCAGUUGUGUGCCAUGUAGGUAAAUGUCCAUCACCCUCCAAAACAAUGUAUUUUAGUCUUCCAAAGAGCUGUAUGGUCAUCUGUCACAUAGUGAGCAACCACUGAUUUGAGUGUAGUGUGUUCCUCAUACAUUUCUGCAUGAACGUUUGCAAGUUCAGUGCUAGUGUGCAAUAAUCAGAUGUUCCUGUAUGGUGUGGUGAUGCGGUGGCUGCCGUGUGAUUACUUGUUCACUUUUAAUGAGCGUCUGAAUCGAUCGAGUGUGAGGCUAAUGGAACAGCAGAGCCAUCUUGAAAAUCAUGAUCUCGUGAUAGAAAUAAUAGUAAUAAGAAAUACAAACUCCGGGUUCUCACUCAGCUUUUUACCACCGACAAACUUCUCAACUAGUACUGUAGAAACUCACCACGAGCUGCAUGUUUCGAUAGCUUAGAGUUCUUGCUGCUCGCUGCAGUUUAGUGAAUCAGACCCAUCAAUGUAUCCUGUAAAUCCUUUCUGUGUUUUCCGUACCGUGAAGAGGAGGCAGGCGUCGAUGUGUUGUUUCGUGUUACAUAGGCAUGUCACUCGAGUCAGUGUCAGUGUUUAUCAUAAGCUAGCAGUAGAACGUUAGACUCCCUGUCACUUCCGUCAGACUGAAAAGAUGAGAGCAGGUUAACGUCUGUAUUCACAGUUUGUGUAUAUGAUAAACCUAGAGAUAAUUUCUCACAUUUUAAUUUUUGCUCCUCAGCCACACGUUGUUGUGUGUUGGCGCCCGGCCGCUCCACUUAAUCUGUUGUCUUUUGUUUCCAGACACUACAAUGUAAACAGUUGAGAUGAUUUUCACAUUGGCUUGUUAGAUUUACUUUUUUAUAAAGAACACAUUUAUCUCCAUGUCUGUCAGUGAUCAAUACUGUAUGUACAAUAGUAAUAGUCAUAUUAAAGAUGCAGUCAGUAAGAUUUUUUUCGGAAAUAUUGACCACCGCAGGGCUUUUGUUUGGCCAUGUGUCUGAAACCUUUGUAGCUAGAUAUUAAUCAUCCUGAGGCUAACUGCCUCCGCUACAUAGAAAUAAAAAUAAGUCUACAAAUUAAAAACCUUUUUAUGAAUUAAAAAUAGAUUUUAGAAGAAAUUAAUCCCCAAAUUAAAUUACAACAAAAUGCAGAAAAGGAAUGGAAAGACAUGGGCAAGAAAUACAAUUUUGUAUUUAAAAUGAAUAAAUAACAUAAUCUAUGAAACAAUAACUUAACAUGAAAUUAACAAUAUAUCAUGCUCAAGUGAGUCGUUUUUAUUGUAUUUGUUAGACUCACCUGCUGUCAGCAUCCUAUAGUUUACAACUGGAUAGAUGACGAUAGUUUUUGUUUGUUUGUUUUUUACAUUUUCUAGAACCUUUUUUUCCACUUGUCUUUGAUUAUUUUUUUGAUUUUGCAACGAGCUGAUAUCAGAAGUGUCCUCAAAAGUUUAACUAAAAAUUACACUGGGUUUCGUACUUUUGAAAUAUACAGUAUAUCCACACGUGUGUCCAUGUAUAUCCAUGUUUCAGAAGUAUAGAUCGGAAAUGACUUAUUGUGUGGUGAGACAGAGAUUUCCAAAUAUAAAGCUGCCACGGAGUCUGUUCUGUUGUCCGACCUCGUCACCUAGUUGUUGAAGCGAAGCAGAGCUUUGUGAUGACUGGUCGUCAUCUUCAGUCCUUCUUCUGAUGUUUUGAACAUUUAUAUGUUACCAAACACAAACUCUUAGCAACUGCUUCUUUACGUGUGUCAGAUAUAACACUAAUGAAAACUACAUUGACUCCUCUACUACUGCCCUGUCACUCAUGUGUCACUUGGGAUUAUUGUGCUUUUCCUCCUUCAAAGUUUGCGGUGUCCAGUCAGUGGCGACACUAAGGCCAGAUGAGUUCAAGAACAUUAGCAGAUUAAUUUAUUUCUGUUUGUGUAAAUUAGGUGUAUAAAAAUGUAUGUAUAUAAAAGUCACUGCACAAUAAAUGUGGACAUAUCAUAA